CGGACCGGGGCCAUCGGCUUGGACAAGGACAAGGGCAGGGCCGACCUGAAUGGGCAGCGGGCCAUCCACCUCUUCGAUCACCUGUCGCAGGCCUGGCGCAGCGGGAUCCGACGACGGCAACUUCGAGGCGACUGGCCCGAGUGGGGCCAUGGCAGCCCACUUGGCCGCAGCCGAGAGUCAGCUCUGCUCGCGCUGCAGGCCGCAUGCUGGAGGUUGAGGGAUGCCAACGCCUCGGUGGCGCAGCAGAACAGGGGCGUAGCGGGGGCUUUCAACGCGCUUACCUGGGACCAUUGGAGCGCGCGUGCUGUUGGGCGCCCGCGGCCAAACGACAGGCUAUGCUUCGCGCAGCCGUUGAGCGACUUAUACGUGACAGUGGCGACGCCUGACGGGGCGUUGGAGUUCACGCUUGAGGAGAGGGGGGCCAUGGGGGGCAGCUUGCUUCCCUGGGGCUUCGUUGCCACGUACUCAGUCGCGGUGGGAGCGGCCUUCGCGCAAGUGAUGGAGGCGGAGGAGAGCUACGCGUGGCUCGGGACGAAGAUCCCCGGCAAAGGGCGGUGCAAUAUGGGCUUCACAUGGUUCUUCGAGGUGCAGCUGCGGUGUGCUCGCCUGCCGUUCACCAGCUACGUGCAUGACCCGGCCCUGCCCGCGCCCCAUGUGCUGCCGGUCGCGCCCGGCCCGAUGGAGGAAUUGUCCAAGGACCCGACGACGCUGCUGAGGCCCCUGAUCGGGGGGGCGUUCGCGAUGUGGAAGGGGGGGCGGCAGCGCGCCCUCACGAACGAUCAGGUGCGGGGCUACUGGGAGCUGGCCAUGCCCGAGGUGGCACCAGAGGCGCACCACCAGGUAAUCGCGACGGUCUGUGGCCAGUGCGGGUUCGAGGAUGAGAUGGGCAUCAAGCGCCUGGGAGAGAACGGGUGGCCGAUUGCGACUUCCACACCGCGGCGCCACCAGGUGGAGGAGGGCUUGGAGGAGAUGGGCAAGGUGCCCGGCGGCAUGGCUGACCUUGCCUACGAGGGCGAGGUGCGCGAUCAGUUCGUGCAGCCGGACCUGAGG
Messenger RNA from Prorocentrum cordatum, 1050 nucleotides. Lineage: Eukaryota; Dinophyceae; Prorocentrales; Prorocentraceae. The record is from the annotation of a GenBank genome assembly.